Oldenlandia corymbosa var. corymbosa is the source of this 2227-nucleotide messenger RNA. NCBI's taxonomy places the organism in Eukaryota, Viridiplantae, Streptophyta, Magnoliopsida, Gentianales, Rubiaceae. The record is from the annotation of a GenBank genome assembly.
AGGAGCUGGAAAUCGGAGUUUACAACUUUUUGGAGCUAAUUGAUACAAAAAGAGACUGCAAAAAAUCAUCCAACUUGAGCAAAGGAAGAAGUUUACUCCAAUGAUGGACCUAAUUACAAAGUAUUGAAGUUGUUGGGAGAAGAAGUUGCGAAUAAGAAACUUUAUGGACUGAAUUUUAUCAUUGAAGAAAGUUUGGACCAAUUGUUGAGAGGCUGAAAAAUUAGAGGACCAAUUCUACAAUUUUGACCCUUGUUUUAGUAAUUGCGGCUGACCUAAUCUACAUAUAACUAAGGGUGGUGUGGCACGGUAUAGUGGCUGUUGCCCGUGCCUUGUGUACACCUAUUUUACAUUGAUUGGGCAAAUAGAAUUGAAUAUUAUUUGGUUCCUACGUGUCUUUGUGCCAAUGUACCACCAUUUGCCUACCAUUUGGUGCUUUGGGUUAGCCGGAAAAAAAACCUAUCAUUUGCAUUCCUUUUACUGAACUUUGAUUUGGGCGAACCAAAUCUGCUUCACUUUCCUUCGGUUAGCUAAAAAAAAAACCCCAAAAAAACCUACCAUUUGGAUUGCUUUUGCUGAACUCCGAAUUGCGCGAACCAAUUGGAUUUUGGCUAGCCUGUGUUCAUCGAUAUAUUUUGAAAGAGACGGCGGUAUAUAGCACCUCUGUUCUUGAAGGAAUUACAAGAGUGCUUUCUGUUGAGUUCUGUAAACUGCUUUGAGAUUCAAUCACUUGGUUAAAAAUGUCAACUUCCUCAACUACAUCCAUCAGCAGGUCUGAAGAAUCCAGGUGUAUACCACUUGCAAGUUUGAAUGAUAAAUGUAAUGAAUGGUGUGUCAAAGUAGUGGUGGCUGAAAAAACUCCAAUUCGACGAUCUGCAGCCGGAGAUCUAUAUCAAAAAUUGCUUUUUAUUGACGAGGAGCACACCAAAAUCCAAUGUAAUGUGUUUCAGACAGAUGACGUAAAUAAACUGAAUGAUGUGAUUCAGUUAUAUAACACAUAUUACAUUGGAAAUGCAAAAGUAAUUCCAACAAACAGAAGAUGCAAUCCUAUGACCCUUAGCUUAUGGGAAGAAUUCAUAGACAUAGAAGGCCAUCUUUUAGUGGACAAUAUCCACAAAAAACCCAUAAUUAUGGUCAUGCGACUCACAGCUUAUCUCUUACUACAACCAGAAGUACUGUCAUCUUAUUUGAUCCGCCAACAAUCAAGGCUCGAGAACUACAAUCAUGGCUAGACUCUAACAAAGAUACUGUAGAGGACAUCAUUGCUGAUUACAUUAACAAAAAGCCACACCAGAUUGUUCACCGACCAACUGAUUCCAGAAUUCGUACAAUCAGCCAACUGCUGAAUUUAACUCACCAAGCUACGAUUUGAACUCCAGCUGGCUGACGGUACUGGAAGCCUUUGUGCUACCAUACAAGAAAAAGAAGCUGAAAUGCUUUUGGAAAUGUCAGCAUCAGAUAUUGUUGAGCUUGAACAAAAAGUAUUUUCGUCAAAACAAUACUUUACUUUUUCAUUUACUUUAUUUGCAAUAGACUAACCACUAAUGUUGUAUCGAUAUAAUGCUCAAUGACAGGAAAACAAGUUAGACAUUGCUGGCCUAAAUCAAAAACUUCGAAACGAACAACGAUUCUUCCACCUCCGAAGCAACAAGAAAACAAAGACAUCCAUCCAUAUCCGAUAUACUGUUAUUACCUCCUUACCAGUAUCCCAAUCAACUUCCAAUGCACCAUAUUCUGAAAAGGAGAGUACUACAUCCAGUGCAGACAGUCCACUACCAACAGAUACAACAAUAUCUGAAGAAGAAGAAGCAACCACAUCAAAGCAAACAGAAGCAAAAGCUACUUCAACAAAGAGAACACUUCAACCAGCUCCUAAACCAUCACACACAAAACAUCUAAAGCAAGAAUAACUGGUCAACACGUGCCCAAUCUGGUUAGUGACAGUAUGUGCAAAAUUCUCUACCUUUCGUCCUUCAAAUUUUUGUUGUAUAUAGGCUUUGGCUGACAGUACACAUGCAUUUUUUUUAGUAAUUGCAUAUGUGCAGCCAUUGUCACUUCUAUAACUUCAAUCUUUUGGCAAACACAGCAAAGCAUCACAAACAAACAGAUAAUAUUGAUGCUUACAAACUCAUGUUUUCAUAAAAUAUAUGUAAUAGCCUAGCUUGCUGUUGUAAUUUGGAUAAACAGGUCUACCUUAGUGUUGUGAUUUGGAUAAAUAGGUGUAUACAAG